CCUUUUAUAGUCCUUUCGUCAAUUAGCAUCUGGGCGCUGAGGCCACACAAAGACACUUCGACACAUGAUUCCCUAAAAGGCUUCCCCAAUAUCUGUCCCGUAGAUCUGAUCCUUGAAUCUGACUCCGUCGAAAGAUGUUUCAUCAUCAUGUCAUGCCACCUAGGCGGAUUGAUCGGAUCGAAUGUUAAACAACAAGCUCCGACUUGCAAUGUCCCGCCCCGAAAAUAAACAUUGAAGAUAGCAUCCUCUCGGCACGGAGGACGACAUAAAAUAUCUGACAUAUAUAUUCUAUUGUCAAUCCGACGACGGUUGACUGAAGGUCGUCACUAAACGUCAUCAUCACCCUCUACAAAUCAAGUCGAUCCCAACCUAGCAACCUUAACACAAUCAUCAACCAUGGCUGUAUCCCCUGAAGCUGUUCUCGGAACUACCAUCGCAUUUUCCUUCAUCCUCUUCGGAAAUGCUAUUACCCAGUCAUUCAUGGGUGUUCCCGCCUUGCUGGUCGACUUCCCACCGCCGUCGUCGCCUGAGCAUCCAGCUCGCGCUCGAUUGCUUGGUCGUCAGUGGCCCGUAUUCUGGGUCGUGGGUAAUCAAUUCUUCAGGCCCAUCAGCACCUUGGGCAUCUUCGGCUACGCCUAUACGUCAUGGGUAGCCUCGUCUCAGGGGCCGAAUGGCAGGCUUGGUGAUUGGCGGCCAUACGCCGUCUCGGCGUUGUGCCACCUCAUCACGGUCGUCCAUUCCGCGGCCAACAUGCAGCCCAUCAACCAAAAGAUCGAUGCGCUGCGUGAGAACAAGGGCAAGGUUGACCCUAAGCAGGCCGAGAGCUACGCUCGGAAAUGGAUUAAGUUCAACACCGUGCGCCUCAUCACCCCGGUUGUUGCCGGGUCGCUGGCUCUCUUCCAACUUCUAAGGCCAAACUAAAGUAUUAGAAGAAGAUGAGGGGUGCUCUCCAGUUUCGUGACGUUUAGGAACCUCUUAUGGGACCGGAUGCCUAGUGCUGGUACAUGCUGCGCAACUUACGCGUAACUCGCAGUAGGCCUUUCUCCUAUACUUUCUUCUGACUCAGAUUGUUAGGGGCUCUCCCCCUAUACUACAUGUUAUUGAAGGCAAAAAAAGCUGCUAGAGCUUUGAGGCUAUAGUGAGGGCGAGGAAGGGAAACCAUUAGAUAUUGUUAGAGGGACAUUCAAUACAACAAUUCUAUCAUGCCAUACCACCAUCUUGUAGUCUUGUGUGAUAUUUGUGUAUGUAACCAUGCGAGGUACUAUGAGUGUACCACUCAUGGGUCAGUAG
Messenger RNA from Daldinia caldariorum, 1290 nucleotides. RefSeq lists its product as uncharacterized. The transcript is spliced from 2 exons. NCBI's taxonomy places the organism in Eukaryota, Fungi, Ascomycota, Sordariomycetes, Xylariales, Hypoxylaceae. Bases 397 to 921 code for a protein of 174 amino acids. The record is from RefSeq and is a predicted model, not a curated record.